GACCCUACUAAAGAUCGCUUCUCUUGUCAUCGCAACUCGCUGUCCCUCUCCCAUCCCGCGCUUUUGCCCGGGCCCCUAACGGGAUCUAGGAGGACCCACCUGGGACAAAAGUGGAACGGAGACGCCUUAAGUUGCAGUGGAUCUGCGCUGCGCGAGGAGCAACAUUGUUGUAGCGGAGCCCACGCGGCAUCGUCGGCAUGGAGAUGGAGAGCUCACCGGUUCCGCCCCUGGCGCUGCGGCUGGUGCUGGACUACCUCUCCGCGAAGGACGUGGUGUCGUGCGGCCAGGUGUGCCAGGAGUGGCGCUGCGUGGCGCAGGCGGCGGACUUGUGGCAGUAUAAGCUGCGUACUCAGCAGGACAUCGACGGGUUGAAAGAACUCCUGCGCGUCAUGAGAUUUGCGCCUUCGGGGAUCGCUAUCACUGUGAACGAGCUCGCCAGCAUAGACUGCCGCUCGAGUCUGUUCGAGGCUUUCGUGGAGGCGAUGCGGGAGACAAAAGUGCAGUGCAGGGACCUGACUCUUUGCCGGAACCGCCAACACAGGGCCUCCUGCGACGCCGUUCUGGGCACCAUGGCGCCCGGCCUGGAGGUCCUGACUUUGCCCGACGCCACCGGAGACCAGCUGUGGGCCGUCUCUGGGGACAAGGCCCCCUCGCUGCGGGAGCUGACGCUUGAAGUAGAAAAUGACGAGGAGUACGCCGGGCUUCUAAACAUCCUCGGCGCGUGCCGUUUUCCGGCUUUGCAGGGACUCUACUUUGAACGUGAAGACAACGACUGUGGCCUUCGGAGGUGCUACGCCAAGAUCGCGCGCUUAAAAAAGAAGUUGCAGAAGCAUUCGACUGCAAGCGUUCAAGUAAUGUGCUUCUCUUGCGAACAUUACGCGGCGGCCUUUGAUAGUUAUCCUGAAAAUGACGAUGUCGAGAACGAUUUCUACAAUUAUUUUGAUUUCUGAAGUUUUGGUGAUGUUCACACUAUAAACGUCCAUGGAAAAUUUUGGUGACGGUAGCCAGACACUAUUUUGUGCAUUACCAAAUCAGAAGACAGAAUUAAACCAGCUUAGUAACAAUUUACUGGCCGGUUUUGAUUUUGUCACCAGAUCUGGUAAUGCUCAAUUGAUUCUAGUUGCUAACAAAACGUGUCCAUAGACAUUUAGUUUGUAUUGGAUGCCCGAUGAUGAUUGUGAGAGAGUGGCUUCAAUUGCACAGAUGAUGUCUAUGAACGUCAAGGAAUUUCAUUACUUGUAAGACGGAAAUGUUUGAAUUAUAUGCUGAAAUAUAUAAGUGUCUACAUUAGUAGUUUCCUCU
Thrips palmi is the source of this 1302-nucleotide messenger RNA. RefSeq lists its product as uncharacterized. The transcript has 4 exons. The coding region runs from base 198 to 950 and encodes 250 amino acids. The record is from RefSeq and is a predicted model, not a curated record. Lineage: Eukaryota; Metazoa; Arthropoda; Insecta; Thysanoptera; Thripidae. Gene Ontology annotation, molecular function: protein binding.